AUGCUCAACACCUCUUCCUUCUCCUCCUACUGGAGCUCCAGUCCCCUACAACUGUUCCUUUGUCAAGAAGACUCCUUAGGAACUAGGCUGUCUCUGUCUCUACUCUAUUUGUUGCUGGCUAUCUCUGGAACUUUAUCCAACGUCAUGGUUAUUUAUACGGUCUUCACUUCCAGAAAGCUGCGUAUCACCAGCAAUGCUUUCAUUGUGAAUGGCUGUAUUGCUGACCUGAGUGUGUGUGGACUUUGGAUGCCACAGGAAGCAAUGCAGGGGCUGCUACCUUCUGGUUCCCCUACAGCUCAUUCAGAAAGCUACCGCUUACUCCGGGUUGGUCUUGUUGAUCUUGGGUUGUUUGUUUCACUACUUUCCCACCUCUUGGUGGCUCUCAACCGGUAUGUACUCAUCACCAAACCACAUAUCACAUACCAGGCUGUUUAUCAGCGGAAGCAUACCACCUGGAUGAUAUGUUUGACCUGGAUGUUUGCUCUUCUCCUUGCCUUGGUUCCACCAGGAUUGCAAACAUGGCAACCUCUCCAGCAAGGGUCUACAAAUGCCACCAGUGACAACAGCUCUAACUAUACAGGUCUGGGAGUAGCCCUUGCUAUUCUCAGCCAGACCGUUCUCCUGCUCCACUGCUACAUGAGGAUUGUGAAGCGGGUGCAAGGCAGUGUCAAGCGAGUUAGUGUCCUUGACUUCCAUCUGCUGCAACAGCUGCCCUUUCUCAAUACUACUGCUCAAGCUCCACGCCGGGCCCAGCGCCACUUGAGCAGCAUUUCUGUGUUGCUCCUGUGUCUGACAUUUCUCCUGGCAACCCAACCAUUGAUGUGGGUAAGCCUCCUGAGCUUUUUCUUUCAGCCUGUCCCCCGGGGGCUGCAGUUAGCCAGCUGGCUGCUUUUUUGUUCUCUCUGUGCCUUCAACCCACUGCUCUAUACUUGGAAGAAUGAAGAAUUUCGGCGUUGCAUGCGCUUAAUACUACAUGGAGGAGAAAGUACAACUGUAGCAGUAGCUGCAGCAGAAGCCUCUACAACUCUCCCAACAGUGUCUCCUCCAACCUGA
Molecule: messenger RNA, 1053 nt
Organism: Candoia aspera
Lineage: Eukaryota; Metazoa; Chordata; Lepidosauria; Squamata; Candoiidae
Gene: GPR88
Product: G protein-coupled receptor 88
Exons: 1
Coding region: 1-1053 (350 amino acids)
Biological process (GO): cellular response to light stimulus; G protein-coupled receptor signaling pathway; phototransduction
Cellular component (GO): plasma membrane
Molecular function (GO): G protein-coupled photoreceptor activity
Source: RefSeq, a predicted model, not a curated record